This is a messenger RNA of Microplitis demolitor, 717 nucleotides long. RefSeq names its product glycine N-methyltransferase-like. Bases 298 to 633 code for a protein of 111 amino acids. The record is from RefSeq and is a predicted model, not a curated record. Gene Ontology annotation, molecular function: identical protein binding; glycine binding; glycine N-methyltransferase activity. NCBI's taxonomy places the organism in Eukaryota, Metazoa, Arthropoda, Insecta, Hymenoptera, Braconidae. Gene Ontology annotation, biological process: S-adenosylmethionine metabolic process; protein homotetramerization; regulation of gluconeogenesis. Gene Ontology annotation, cellular component: cytosol. The transcript has 2 exons.
UAAAAAUUACAAUAUACAAAAUUAUUCGUUCUACUCUCAGACUGGUCAUUUGUGAUAAAUAUCGGAUUAAUAGCCAUUAAAUACGGUUAAACAGAUUAAUGCUAAUGAAAAAAUUAUAUUAUCUUUUAUAUUUUCUUUUUGUUUAUUUAUUUAAUCAGUAUGAUGCGUGGCAUAUGUGCUUCUCAGUGUAUAAAUAAGCUGUUCAGUAACAUUGGUAUCAGUCUUAACGAGUCUCACGACUAAAUCCAGUCCAAUAGUCUGGUAAAUUACCGAGCACAACAAUAAAUAUUUUAAAAAAUGGAUUCAGUAAUUCGUACUCGUACUCCUGGGAUUCCUGCUGAGGGUGUACGGGAUGAGUAUGCCGAUGGAAUAGCUGCUGAUGUAUGGGACACUAUAGUUGGAGAUAAAAAACAACGUACUCAAGUUUAUAAAGACUUUUUAAUGGGUUUAUUACGUGAAAAUGGUUGCAAGAGAAUCCUUGAUGUUGCCUGCGGCACAGGAAUUGACUCUGCAAUGCUCAUUGAAGAUGGAUUCCAAGUUGUCAGUGUUGAUGCUUCUGAUAAAAUGCUCAAAUAUGCGCUCAGUGACCGCUGGGAUAGAAGAAAAGAACCUGGUUUUGAUAAAUGGGUAUGAUGCGUGGCAUAUGUGCUUCUCAGUGUAUAAAUAAGCUGUUCAGUAACAUUGGUAUCAGUCUUAACGAGUCUCACGACUAAAUCC